UACGCGACGGACAAAGUGAAUCGCCGCCGCUCGUUCCACAAAUCUCCCUUUCCCUGAAAGUGUCGCUGCCGAAGGGAUGGCUGAUCGCUACUUCCCAAAUGAGAUGCCCGAUUUCGUGGAAGAACAGGAAGGUGCGGUUGCUCAAUCCACUCUCCACAGCCUCCUCUGCCUUCCCGACACCAAAUUAGCCGACAAGUUUCUAAGAGCUGCACUCGAUCUCAAGGAGAAGGUUGUGAAGGAGACGUGGCUGCGCAAUGGGCGGCGAGUUAAGGAUUUCACCCUCUACACGGGUGCUCUUGGAACGGCUUUCUUGCUCUUCAAGGCGUACCAGGUCACCAACAACCUAAGUGAUCUCAGCCUCUGUGGCGAGAUCAUAAGGGCUUGCGAUUCUGUUUCGGCUGGGUCACGGCAUGUGACGUUCAUAUGUGGGCGUGCGGGAGUGUGUGCUCUUGGAGCUGUCGUCGCAAAGCAAGCUGGAGACAAUGUGCUCCUCAACCAUUAUUUGAGCUCAUUCAGGGAGAUAAAGAUGCGAGAUGUUCCUAAUGAACUUUUAUAUGGAAAAGUUGGGUACUUGUGGGCAUGUUCUUUCCUAAAUAAACACAUAGGCGAGAGUACAAUCCCUUCAACUCACAUGAGUCCAGUAGCAAAAGAAAUCAUCUUGGAUGGCAAAAGAUUAUCCAACAAAAGCAGCUGCCCGCUGAUGUACGAGUGGCAUGGAAAGAAAUACUGGGGUGCUGCUCAUGGGCUUGCAGGAAUCAUGCACGUCCUGAUGGAUAUGGAACUGAAGCCAGAAGAUAAGGAAUGCAUUAAAAGUACACUCAGCUACAUGAUAAAUCACCGCUUCCCAAGUGGGAAUUACCCAUCGAGCCAGGGCUCUAAUUCGGACCGCCUUGUGCAUUGGUGCCAUGGUGCCCCUGGUGUUGCUCUGACCCUUAUUAAAGCUUCUCAGGUGGUCUUCCAGGAUGAGCAGAUUUUGGGUGCUGCAGAGGAGGCUGCUAAGGUCGUCUGGAGCAGAGGCCUGCUGAAGAGAGUUGGCAUUUGCCAUGGUAUAAGCGGGAACACUUACGUGUUCCUCUCACUAUAUCGGCUAACUGGGAGGGUCGAGUACUUGUAUCGAGCUAAAGCAUUUGCUUGCUUCCUCCUAGACAGAGCUAACCAGCUGAUUGCAGAUGGGAGAAUGCACAGCGGUGAUCGACCAUAUUCUAUGUUUGAAGGGCAGGCUGGCAUGGCACAUCUCUUUUUGGACAUGAUCAGACCUUCCGAAUCAAGGUUUCCAGCUUAUGAGCUUUGAACCCUUGGCACACUUUGGCUUGUUGUGCAUCAGAAGCAAUAUCUUGAGGUGUACAUAUGAGAACAAUGUGUCUUGUUUACUGUUCUAUCGAAGAUACUGCAAUAUCUUGAGGUGUACAUAUGACAUCGAUUGCUCCCUACCAUGCAUGUGUAGGGUACCGGGAGACUUACCUGUUAUUUAAAGCUGGCUUGCAAACAGUAGAAAAGCUUUUCUGGUUGAUGUUCCUGAAUGAUCGUCUUACUCUUAUUACUGUACAAAUCAAAUUUUGCAAAAGAGAUGAGUAUUGUGUUCAUGACCAA
Musa acuminata AAA Group (dessert banana) is the source of this 1590-nucleotide messenger RNA. Its product is annotated as lanC-like protein GCL2. Gene Ontology annotation, cellular component: plasma membrane. The transcript has 6 exons. Gene Ontology annotation, biological process: carbohydrate metabolic process; peptide modification. The coding region runs from base 77 to 1291 and encodes 404 amino acids. The record is from RefSeq and is a predicted model, not a curated record. NCBI's taxonomy places the organism in Eukaryota, Viridiplantae, Streptophyta, Magnoliopsida, Zingiberales, Musaceae.